GUGCACUGAUCAUUACCUGAAAGAGCACAUGGAUGACCAUGGUUGGGUUCCAGUAACUUUGAUUGCACAGUUUAAGAGAGUUCAACGAUUAAUGAAGAAAAGACAAUUCAUAUAUGAUUCAUUCAGACUCUGGAGUUUCAUGGAAGUGCAGGUUAAGUCGUUAGCCGAUGAUAUACAAUUUAUAUUAGAAUCUUUAAGGCCUUCAAAUGCUGUGGAAGUGCGGGGUGAUAAAGUGAGAAAACGCUAUGAAUGGAAGAAAUGGGUGUUACAACCAUAAACCUCUGCUCGUUCCAGUGUUAAAUUUGGGAACCAAUUUCCAACAUCCUCAGAUUAUGAAUCUCUGAAAAAGAUUGUGCGGUUGAAGAAUUUUGAUGAUAAGAAAUAUUUUGAGUUAGAAUUCAUUAUUAAAAUUUUAUCACGAUGAAAACCAAAAUUUUAGAAUUUAUUUUGAUAUGAGUGCAAUACAUACAUAACCCUAAAGUAUCACCAAUAUUAAUUUUUUUUUGGAG
Messenger RNA from Phalaenopsis equestris, 509 nucleotides. Its product is annotated as la-related protein 1B-like. The coding region runs from base 29 to 277 and encodes 82 amino acids. The transcript has 4 exons. Lineage: Eukaryota; Viridiplantae; Streptophyta; Magnoliopsida; Asparagales; Orchidaceae. The record is from RefSeq and is a predicted model, not a curated record. Gene Ontology annotation, molecular function: RNA binding.